AUGGCCGCGGGAGCAGCGUUGUACUACCACCCAGCCGCCGGGAAGGCGAGCCUCGAGGCGGUCGCCCCGCCCUCGCCGUCGCUGGCCCUGGGGCCAUCGCAGAGCAAGGUGCUGUGCGUCAGAAGCGGCAGCCGGUGGUGGAUGAGGCGAAGAUGGGAGGGGAAGGCGAGCAGCGUCAGCUGCAGGGCAAGAGCGAGAGCAAGCGCAAGGCCUGCCUUGUUCUCUCCUGUGGCCAUGGACUGGCAGGAGUGCACCACUCAGCUUGAAGUUGAUGUUCCAUGCUCGGUGGCCUAUCAGUGUUACUCAGAACGGGAGACCAUUCCUCAGUGGAUGCCAUUCAUCUCGUCUGUCAAGGUCCUUGAAGAUAAACCUGAUCUUUCACGGUGGACUCUGAAGUACGAGGUCCUUGGGCGGGAUGUAGAAUUUUCUUGGCUUGCACGUAACAUGACACCUAUUAAAAACCAGAAGAUCCAUUGGCGAUCUCUUGAAGGUCUUCCUAAUAGAGGUGCUGUUCGGUUCUUCCCCAAAAGCUCAUACUCUUGUAGAGUACAACUGACAGUGGCAUAUGAAGUUCCUGAAAUUCUGGCCCCAGUUGCAUCAGCACUGAAACCGUUUCUGGAAAGCUUGCUUCUCAAAGGUUUAGAACGCUUUGCCACAUUUGCCAAGGAGCGUAAUAGCAAGAUUCCUCAUUCUUGA
Messenger RNA from Miscanthus lutarioriparius, 696 nucleotides. The record is from the annotation of a GenBank genome assembly. Lineage: Eukaryota; Viridiplantae; Streptophyta; Magnoliopsida; Poales; Poaceae.